Molecule: messenger RNA, 1283 nt
Organism: Cynara cardunculus var. scolymus (artichoke)
Lineage: Eukaryota; Viridiplantae; Streptophyta; Magnoliopsida; Asterales; Asteraceae
Product: malate dehydrogenase-like
Exons: 7
Coding region: 271-1200 (309 amino acids)
Biological process (GO): malate metabolic process; tricarboxylic acid cycle; oxaloacetate metabolic process
Molecular function (GO): L-malate dehydrogenase (NAD+) activity
Source: RefSeq, a predicted model, not a curated record
AUUUCUGAUCGCAAUAAAAUUGUUGGCUUCCCAAAAGGCGAAGAUGAUGCGUACAGAUCUUUUAAUUUUAAUGAAGUUCAUGCCUACUUUUGAAAGUUGAAACCCGUGUGAUCAACUGUUCUUCUUUCCUACCAAUUUCUUUCGGUUUUCGAAUUAUUAGCAUCGUCGGUCAUAAAUUCAUCAGUUUAUCCAGUUUCAGAAUCAUGGCCACAAUCCAAUCUGGGUUGUUGUCACGGGAGCAGCGGUCAAAUAGGCUAUGCUCUAGUUCCAAUGAUCGCAAGAGGGGCAAUGUUGGGUUCAGAUCAACCGGUAAUUCUACACAUGCUUGAUAUUGAGCCUGCUGCCGACAUCUUGGAAGGGGUAAAAAUGGAACUGAUGGAUGGAGCAUUCCCUCUUCUGAAAGGUGUUAUAGCCACCACCGAUGUUAAUGAAGCUUGUAAAGGUGUUGAUAUCGCAAUCAUGCUUGGUGGAUUCCCUCGUAGGAAAGGAAUGGGUACGAAAGCUCUAAUAUCUAAGAACGUAGGAAUAUAUAAGACUCAAGCUUUGGCUUUAGAGCAGCAUGCUGAUCCAAAUUGCAAGGUGCUUGUGGUUGCUAAUCCUGCAAAUACGAAUGCACUCAUCUUGAAAGAAUUUGCACCUUCGAUCCCAGAAGAGAACAUCACAUGCCUCACAAGACUAGAUCAUAAUCGUGCGUUAAGCCAGAUAUCCGCAAAUCUGAAUGUCCAUGUUGGUGAUGUAAAAAAUGUUAUCAUUUGGGGAAAUCACUCGUCAACUCAUUAUGCAGACGCUAAUCAUGCUACUGUUGACAUUGGCGUUGGAUAUAAAUCUGUGAGAGAACUUGUUGCUAAUGAUCAUUGGCUGGACUCAGAGUUCAUCACAAGUGUGCAACAGAGAGGUGACGCUAUAAUAAAAGCUCGAAGGCUGUCUAGUGCAUUAUCUGCUGCAAGCGCUGCGUGUGAUCAUAUGCGCGAUUGGAUUCUUGGUACUCCUAAGGGAACAUGGGUGUCGAUGGGAGUUUAUUCUGAUGGAUCGUAUGGUAUCCAACCGGGCUUGAUCUACUCUUUUCCCGUCACCUGCGAGAAAGGCGUAUGGUCAAUUGUUCAAGGUCUAAAUAUUGGAGAGUUUGAAAGGGGGAAGAUGGAUGAUUCAGCAAGAGAGCUUAUUGAGGAGAAAGCAUGGGCCUAUUCUUACCUCCAUUGACAAUCUUAUGUUAUGUGCAAUAAGCUUGAGAUUUUUAGUUUGUGUUAAUAUUAAUCCAUAAAUAAAUCAGCCUCCAUUUAUGC